UUGCAAACUAUGAAUAAGGGAUUCGCUUACGUUUUUUAAUCCGAAAAUAUCUAGCAAUUAGUACCUUCACUCACCCUUAUUUACUUCCGCAACAUAAACAGCUGGCAAAUAUCUUGGACGGAAACCACUCGCAACACCGAAGGAAACCAUGGACAUGGUGCCGCGCCUACUGGACUACAUCGGGAGCUACCCACGCCUCGAAGACGAGAAGGAGCUCAGAUACCAGCUGAGCGGCUUCACCCACAAGGAUCUGCGCGCAGCCUGCAGCCUGUUAAACCUCCCAAUCUCCAGGAAGAACAACAAAAAAGGCGGCUAUAUCGCCACCCUCGUCGCAUACUGGAAGGGCGAUUCCGCCCCUCUCGCCUCUAACUCGGCGGCAAGUCCAGUCCAAUCGUUUGCUCCAAUGACGCAGCCCAUGGCGAACUUGCCACACCACCCGAUGCCCAUGCACGAGGCCAGCGACGUCACUCAAUACGUGCAACAGUUUCCACCCCAAGGGGACGAACAGGAGUUGCGCGACCAAUUGAAUGGCUGCAAGGCGGUCAUCUUACGCUCCGCCUGUGUGCUACUGGAGUUGCGUCCGAACCGCAAAAACUUUGCCAAACCGAACUAUAUCACUCUUCUAGUUGAUUACUGGAAGGACAGUGUGGCAAUUUCUUCUGAUGCCACUGCCACGCCCCGAGCGGUUCACUUCCACGAGCCGAAUGUGACACCACGGAACGAAGUGGAUGCAGGGAACCAGAAACGAACGAGAGACGAGGCGAAGACGGCCACGAAGAAGAAAGCCAAAGUGAUGGAGCGCAGUGGCGACAUCUUUGAAGAGAAAGUGGGGGCGAUGGCGGCGUCGCUGGAGAAGGCCCAGGUGGUCAAGGAGUGGGCCUCAGCCAUCGAGAUCCUCUCGCGUGUGGACGGCAGCGCCGAGAGCAUCGCGUCCAUCCGAGCUCUCAUUGACGGCGUGGUGCCACUUCAAAUCAUGCCCGGCAAGGCUCAGCCCAAGAAGAAGAGAAAGGUGUGGAUGCGAUGGAUGGACGAGCGGACUCACGGCACAUUCAAUGUCAUUGGCGUUAAUCUAGUCACCUUACCUGACGACACCGAAGUCCUAGCAGACGUCGCAGAUGCAGCACAUACUCUGUAG
Messenger RNA from Phytophthora infestans T30-4, 1135 nucleotides. RefSeq lists its product as uncharacterized. NCBI's taxonomy places the organism in Eukaryota, Oomycota, Peronosporomycetes, Peronosporales, Peronosporaceae. The record is from RefSeq and is a predicted model, not a curated record. The coding region runs from base 149 to 1135 and encodes 328 amino acids. The transcript is spliced from 2 exons.